Molecule: messenger RNA, 669 nt
Organism: Cladophialophora psammophila CBS 110553
Lineage: Eukaryota; Fungi; Ascomycota; Eurotiomycetes; Chaetothyriales; Herpotrichiellaceae
Exons: 1
Coding region: 1-669 (222 amino acids)
Source: RefSeq, a predicted model, not a curated record
AUGGCCAAAUCUCCCUAUGGAGGAGUAUCGCCCUUCUGGUACCCUAAGCGGGACAUGUCAGGGUGGAUAUUCGCAGUCAACUUUGCUUGGAGUUCUCCAGAUAUGGAAGCUGGGAGGCAGUAUCUGGAGCAAGUCGCUGCUUUAGGGGACGGGGCGGAUACAUCGAUGGUCAAGGAAAUGACCCCGACGGAACUGAUUAAUCUCAUUGUGUCGUGGACCCCAGGCAGAGUGUAUGGGCGCGAGGCAUGCAACGCGGUGAGUUUUGGAAAAAUCACGGAGCGAACAGCCGAUGUGGUGGGAGAUUUCCUGUCGAAAAGACCCGUGGACUCGGCCAAUGUGGUGUUGAUCCAUGAAAUGCGAGGCUCUUCGGCGGAGCCUGACCCGGGAUCUUGCUUUGGAGCGCGCCUCGCUCACUCUGUAAUGGAAAUAGUUGGCAUCACGAUCGAUCCGGGCAACGUUGAGGCGUCCACGCAGCGGUAUCGGGAGUUGUAUGAGGCAUUGCAAGGCACGGGCGACGCGCUGGGUGUCACGUAUGCGUCGCUGACGCAGACUCGGGACACGGAGAUCAGCCGGUUGUUUGGCAAGGACCAUCAAUUUGUGAUGGACUUGAAGAACAAAUGGGAUCCGGAAGGGCUUUUCGACAAUACUGAACCAAGGCUGCGGGCUUGA